Messenger RNA from Orbilia oligospora ATCC 24927, 969 nucleotides. RefSeq lists its product as uncharacterized. Bases 1 to 969 code for a protein of 322 amino acids. The record is from RefSeq and is a predicted model, not a curated record. The transcript has a single exon. NCBI's taxonomy places the organism in Eukaryota, Fungi, Ascomycota, Orbiliomycetes, Orbiliales, Orbiliaceae.
AUGGAGAAAAUAAAUAUAAACUUGGAGCAUCCAGAUAUAAAAGCGAUAUUUGAAAAAACAGGAUUUAAUUCAAGAGACGGCCUUGUGCACGCUGUGAACAGGCUGAGAGGAUAUGCCGAAUCCUUUGUGGAAGCAGGCAAUAGUCUCCGUAAAUUUCUUGAAUGGGCAGGAAGAUAUGCGACAUCGGGCGGACCUAAUGAGCUCUUGAAGUAUAUUUACAGGGCCAGGGUGCUGACUGGUUAUCCAGGAAUGAUACCCGGGAUCGAUAAGAGCAUACUAGCUGUCGAACUCAAAACAGAGGCAAAAGAUGAAUUUGUGGAAAGGUUUAUAGAAGCUGUGCAGUUGCUUCAAGAAGCAGUGAUUUUAUCGUCCGACGAAGCAGUAGCUUGGAGUGGCUCAUUACAAUUUCCCGAAGGAGUGGAUGAAUCAUUGGUUCCUGAGGGCCCUUGGCAGAAUCGAAAUCUUAUAUCAGUGAUGUAUAAGAUUGCUGGUCUUUUCAAAUGCUGGCUUACUCCGAUCUAUACUACAAUGCAGAAUCUUCAGCAGCUGACUCCACCGCCUGAAUUCCAGGUUGGGCUUGAAUUUGAGAGUAGACCGGAAGGAAAUACUGUGAUGGGAGAACCAAAGGGCUGGGAAUGGGAUCAAGGCACCGACAUGUUCCCAGGCUUACUCAUACAAAAGAAAAAAUCCGGACCAAGCACUGGAACCGACAUUUCAGAGCCGCGAAUCUGGGAAGAAGAAACCGACCCUAGUGACAUUAGAGUUGGUUACAUAAAUUAUAACCUAAACGCACCGAUAACCGUCGCACAGAAUCCUCCAAACAAUGUACUAGCCGUGAAUGAAAUUCAAGAAGAGGCUGGGGAUGUUGGAAAUUCUGAAAGUAGCGGGAGCAUAGCACUGAGCGGAGAGGUAGAGCAAGCUGGGGAUACGCUGUCGAUGAGGAUGGAAGAAGAGGAGCAGCAAGAGUAA